Molecule: messenger RNA, 1096 nt
Organism: Misgurnus anguillicaudatus (oriental weatherfish)
Lineage: Eukaryota; Metazoa; Chordata; Actinopteri; Cypriniformes; Cobitidae
Source: RefSeq, a predicted model, not a curated record
CAUUUUUGCCUGGUCAUCUGAAAUUUGACUGCAUUUAGAGAAGUAGAUACGCGUCAUUAUUUCAACACCACUUACCAACACAGAUAGAUAAACAAAUGCUAAUGAUUGGCAAUGGAAAUAUACAGGGCUCACAACUUUGAUAUUGUUAAAUUGAAUUGUCUGCAACAUCUCCUGGAACAAGCUGAUGAUCUAUUUAAGAGGACUGGGCAAAGUUCUGGAGAGAUAUACAUGAGUUCUGCUGAUGCUAUCUCUUUGUCAGCUGAUGGUUACUGUGGCCCAUUCAAGUUCAUAAAUAUGUGUGUCACGGAUUCACUUCUAAUGGCCUCAUUUUGUUUAUAUUUAAAAAAUGACCAAGUUAGAUCUCUUUUCAGCUGUAAUUCAAUACUGAGAGCAGCUAUGGUCUUUUUAGGUGCUGGAAAAUAUGAUAAAGCCAAAGCGUGUUGGGUCUUCGCACAGUUUGAUUUGGCCAAAAAUAUGAUAUUUCAGGUUACUAUAACAAAUGAAUUUGGUAAUCUAUAUUUUGUAAUAGAUGCUAAAAGUGAACCAAAGGACCAUUUAAACAUAUUUAAUGAACUUGUUUUGGGCACAUACCAUUUUGAUGAGGACAAAAUUUCUCAAGAAAUUCUCAUCAAAACAUUAAGCAAAUUUGAACACCUUGGAGAUGUGCGUGCUUUAGGUAUGAACGAUAAAAAUCCUGCAGCCAUUAUAGUGGAUGUAGACCGACGGCUGGAUACAGCACCACCACUGACUGUUUGUGAUGACUAUGACAGAGUCUUCAAACUACAGUUUUUAUUGAUGACACAAAAAUCAUCACUCGACCACGUCAUUGUUGGGUUAUUCCUCUCCGAUCGAUGGGUUCUCUAUGAUGAUCUAAAGCCCACAUUUGAGGAUUUUAACAUUGACAGUGCUGACUUUAAAGAUGAUUUCGUGAUUCUCGUGGCUGGCUAUGUCAAUAUACCAAAUGUGCCAUUCGGAAUUUCUGAAGAGGGUCAAUGUGGGACUGUGGUUUUCAAUCCUGCCCAUCAUCCUAACAAUCAAGAAAAGGAGCACCUAGACUAGUUGUCAGACUAGCUAACCUAGGCUUAAAUAAAAAGAU